Carya illinoinensis is the source of this 600-nucleotide messenger RNA. RefSeq names its product protein CHLORORESPIRATORY REDUCTION 7, chloroplastic. The record is from RefSeq and is a predicted model, not a curated record. Bases 100 to 579 code for a protein of 159 amino acids. The transcript has 3 exons. Gene Ontology annotation, cellular component: chloroplast stroma. NCBI's taxonomy places the organism in Eukaryota, Viridiplantae, Streptophyta, Magnoliopsida, Fagales, Juglandaceae.
AAGACAUGGUAGGAGCCAGGAGGCACGCGCAGUUUGUAAUGUUAUCUCCAUCAUUUUAGCAUCCAUUUUGAUUUUAGAGCUUUUGGAAACUAAACAAAAAUGCUGAAAGUCUCAGGCAAUCUGGUUCCUGGGCUGGAGGGAGCUUUGGAAAAACGGCUGUUCAGAGGUGGAGUUCAUAAGCUCAACUCAUGUCACCAUACUCAAACCCCGUUGAUUCACUCAAGAUCAGCAGAUAUAACUGUGUCAUGGAAUUCAGUACAUACAAAACUGCCUCAAAAGUCAAGCAACAGCAGAAAUGCAUUGAAGGCCUAUGCAAUGAGGAGGAGAAGGGCACAUCGGAGAACCGAAACAUAUGUACUAUUCGAACCAGGACAGGAAGAGAGAUUUGUUUCCGAGGAAGAGCUAAAAGCAAAGUUGAAAGAUUGGCUGGAAAAAUGGCCCGGGAAGGCUCUUCCUCCAGACCUUGCCAGAUUUGAAAACAUGGAUGAUGCUGUUUCCUUCCUAGUAAGAUCUGUUUGUGAACUUGAAAUUGAUGGAGAUGUUGGUUCGAUCCAAUGGUACGAAGUUCGUUUGGAGUGAGGCCAGGAACAACACCCCCCC